UUCUCAGGGCCAGAGAAUUCCUUCUUUUUAUUAAUCUCCUGUUAAACCGAAGCAAGGAAUGGCCAACCACAACAAAGAUGGCGGCAGCAACCUCACCACGGCAACUGCGAUGCAUUUGUCGACAAGCGCACCAACCUUUAGUUCCGGCCUGCCAGUUUGACGUCACUUCCGGACCCGGCUCGGUUUGUGCGCGCUCUUCCUGCUGCUGUGGUGGAAGUGCGGAUCCUGGUGAGUAGUUGAGUGAGUCUCGAGAGGGGACUCGGAGAGAAUGGGGAGCCAGCAACAUGGAAAGGGAAGGUGGGAAGCCCGCGGCCGUUGUCGCAGUCGUGACUGAGCCUCGGUUUACCCAGCGAUACAGGGACUAUCUCGAGAAGCAGGAACUCCUGGAUAGACGGCACCGUGUGCAAAAGAUGCCGGAUGGCACCGUGGCGCUACCCGUGCUGGCAGAGGCCCUCCCUGAGCAGCACCUGCGGGAGCUGAGGAAUUGUGUGGCUCCCGGCAGCACCUGUAUAGUAACCCAACUCCUGGAUCCUGUUCCCUCCAAGAAGGCUCAGAGUUGCUCACCUGCCCAAAGGCUGUGUUUUGAGGUGAGUCGCUGGGUAGAGGGCAGGGGAGUGACGUGGUCAGCUGAGUUGGAGGCUGAUUUGCCCCGAUCUUGGCAACGACAUGGUAACCUCUUGUUGCUGAGUGAAGACUGUUUCCAGGCCAAGCAGUGGAAAGAUCUGGAACCAGAACUCUGGGAGACUGUUGCGUCGGCACUUGGCGUCCAUCGUGUGGCCAAACGAGGGCGGGUAUCACCAGAUGGCACCCGGACACCAGCAGUGACUCUGCUGCUGGGCGACCACGGCUGGGUAGAGCAUGUGGAUAAUGGGAUCCGAUAUAAGUUUGACGUGACCCAGUGCAUGUUCUCCUUCGGAAACAUCACGGAGAAGCUUCGAGUGGCAUCGCUGCCCUGUGCUGGAGAAGUGCUGGUGGAUCUCUACGCAGGGAUUGGCUAUUUUACGUUGCCCUUCCUCGUCCAUGCUGGUGCUGCCUUCGUCCACGCCUGUGAGUGGAACCCCCAUGCUGUAGUUGCCCUGAGGACUAAUCUUGAGAUCAAUGGAGUGGCAGAUCGGUGCCAAAUACACUUCGGGGAUAACAGAAAACUGAAGGUCUCAAGCAUUGCAGACCGGGUGAACCUGGGGCUGAUUCCCAGCUCUGAGGAAGGCUGGCCCAUUGCCUGCCAGGUGCUAAGACAGGACGCUGGGGGCAUUUUGCAUAUCCACCAAAAUGUGGAUUCUUUCCCAGGGAAGAAUCUCCAGCCUCUUGGAAACAGUGAAAUGGAGAAGGGGCAUUGGCCUCAUCCUCAGCAACUUAUCACCAACCAACGGACAAAUGGAGCUCCCGAGGAUUCUAGGAGAAAAACACUGUCAGCAGCCACCAAACCAGAGUGGCAGAGGUGGGCAGAAUCUGCAGGAACUCGGAUCUCUUCCCUUCUUCAGCAGGUGCACGGGAAACCGUGGAAGACACAAAUCCUGCACAUCCAUCCGGUGAAAUCGUACGCUCCUCAUGUGGACCACAUAGUCUUGGAUUUGGAGUGCCGCCCCUGUCCUCUAGUUGGCUAGAGAAGGUGGAUCCUGAGAUACAGGGAUCUACAUUCUUCUCCGAGCACUUGCUGGAUUGGCCUGGUCAGGAAGAGGCACCUAAUGGAACCAAGGAAAAGAGACUGAAAGGAUCAGGAGGCUCCUGGAGGCUCUGUCACCUCAAUCCAGGACUGUGUAAAAGUACUGACGGCUUCCUUUGUGAGCAUCAGCAUUAGUUGCCAGUUAAUGCACCACUUGAUGGAGAGGUUGUGAUUAAAAAACAGAAAUGAUAAUUUUAUUAAGCUCCCUCAA
Hyaena hyaena (striped hyena) is the source of this 1874-nucleotide messenger RNA. RefSeq names its product tRNA methyltransferase 12 homolog (gene TYW2). Gene Ontology annotation, molecular function: tRNA methyltransferase activity. NCBI's taxonomy places the organism in Eukaryota, Metazoa, Chordata, Mammalia, Carnivora, Hyaenidae. Gene Ontology annotation, biological process: tRNA methylation. Gene Ontology annotation, cellular component: cytoplasm. The record is from RefSeq and is a predicted model, not a curated record.